Mus pahari (shrew mouse) is the source of this 2612-nucleotide messenger RNA. RefSeq names its product orthopedia homeobox (gene Otp). Gene Ontology annotation, biological process: regulation of DNA-templated transcription; neuron differentiation. NCBI's taxonomy places the organism in Eukaryota, Metazoa, Chordata, Mammalia, Rodentia, Muridae. The record is from RefSeq and is a predicted model, not a curated record. The coding region runs from base 144 to 1121 and encodes 325 amino acids. The transcript has 3 exons. Gene Ontology annotation, molecular function: DNA binding; DNA-binding transcription factor activity, RNA polymerase II-specific.
UUUUUAACCACAAACCGAAUUUUCUUUCAUUUAGGUGAUCUAUAUAUAUCUAUAUCGUAUAGCUUAUAGCUUAUAUCUAUUUUAAAUAACUUAAAGCCGCUAAAAUUUGGGGGGGAACAGCUUUCGCCCUGGAGCGGUGCGCGAUGCUGUCUCACGCCGACCUCCUGGACGCCAGGCUAGGUAUGAAAGAUGCCGCCGAGCUUCUGGGCCACCGGGAGGCGGUGAAGUGUAGGCUGGGCGUGGGGGGCUCUGACCCUGGGGGCCAUCCAGGGGACCUGGCACCCAACUCGGACCCGGUCGAAGGAGCCACUCUGCUACCGGGCGAGGACAUCACCACCGUGGGCUCUACUCCUGCUUCGCUGGCGGUGAGCGCCAAAGACCCAGACAAGCAGCCGGGGCCCCAGGGCGGCCCCAACCCCACCCAAGCCGGCCAGCAGCAGGGCCAACAGAAACAGAAGCGCCACCGGACACGUUUCACCCCAGCGCAGCUCAACGAAUUGGAGAGGAGCUUCGCCAAGACUCACUACCCCGACAUCUUCAUGCGUGAGGAGCUAGCGCUGCGCAUCGGGCUGACCGAGUCGCGGGUGCAGGUCUGGUUCCAGAAUCGCCGCGCCAAGUGGAAGAAGCGCAAGAAGACCACCAACGUGUUCCGCGCGCCCGGCACGCUGCUGCCCACGCCGGGGUUGCCCCAGUUCCCGUCGGCCGCCGCCGCCGCGGCCGCCGCCAUGGGCGACAGCCUGUGCUCUUUCCACGCCAACGACACGCGUUGGGCGGCGGCCGCCAUGCCUGGCGUGUCCCAGCUGCCGCUGCCGCCCGCGCUCGGCCGCCAGCAGGCCAUGGCGCAGUCGCUGUCCCAGUGCAGCCUGGCGGCGGGGCCGCCGCCCAACUCCAUGGGCUUGUCCAACAGCUUGGCGGGCUCCAACGGCGCGGGGCUGCAGUCGCACCUCUACCAGCCCGCCUUCCCCGGCAUGGUGCCCGCCUCCCUCCCCGGCCCCAGCAACGUCUCCGGCUCGCCCCAGCUCUGCAGCUCUCCGGACAGCAGCGACGUGUGGCGGGGCACGAGCAUCGCCUCCCUGCGCCGCAAGGCGCUCGAGCACACAGUCUCCAUGAGCUUCACCUAAUGCCGCCGCGCGCCGCCCGCUGCGCCCGGGCGCCGCCCCCAUCCCGUCCCCUCCCCCCAGAACCCCGGCCGCGCGCGCCGGGCUCCCAGCCCCUCCCCCUCCCCGGUGUCCCCGGUCCUCCCCGAGCCCCGGCGAGGUCGCCUCCCGAGUUCCCUCCCCGAGCCCUGUGCUGCCCGCCGCCUCGGCCCCUCCCGCUCGCCCAGGUCGUGCUCGCGCCCUCCUCCCGGCCUGUGCCUGGCAGCCACCCUGGCCACACUUCGGUCACCACCCUCCCCAACCCCCACGAUCCCCCGCCUCGCCCGCGCCUCCCUUUGGGCUCAGUCUCUCCCCGAGCCUCACGUCCCUGCUCCCGCGCCCGGCAGAAAGCAUCCUUCCCGCCAUUUUACUUACCAGGGAGUCGACUCAGGAUCUGAAAUCAGACACCAAUGGACUGGUUUGUGGGCAGAAACACGCACUCACACUCACAUACACACACGCACACGCACACACACGCACACACUCGCACCAUAGCUCACGCUCAGACACUACACGCGCGCGCGCAAACACACACUGCAUCUUGGUCACACAUGGACGUGUUCAAGGUACAGCACAAUGUUAGGGAUUUUUGUCUUAAAGGUGGACAAGCAUCUGCUACCAACCGCCUCAUCUGAGGGCCCAACUGAUGUCAUUUGAUUUAGCCCCGUAUUCUUUCUCCGACCUCCUUUCUUUCUUUCCCGGACCACCACCCUACCCUGUCUAUCCAGUCACGUCCAUGCAACCCUCGAUUGGCUUGCAAAAGACCGCUUUCGUCGUGAUAGCUUGGUUUUUCUUUUCUUCAGCUCAGCUGUGAGGGGGUAGAAGGGAAGGCGUCUCAGGAGGAACAUGGCAGCGGGAUUGGGUGGCUGGAGAGGACUUAGGCACUUAUGUGAGGAAGAGGUGGUCUUUCCCAUUUUGAUAGGCCUUUCUAGGAAGGACAAAACACACGCGUAAGGAAUCUUUUUUCCUUUUUGUAAAAGCAAAAAGCCACAUCUCUUUUCUAGAUCCUUCAAGACUGCUGUUCGUUUGCUUCCUUUUCUGUUUUUUCUUCUCUUCUCGCUGCUCUGUGCCCUUGGUUGUUUUGUGGUCGUCCUAUCGCGUCCUUCGUGCCCCCCUCGGCCUCCUGCCGGCCACCGGUGGGCGCAGGCGGACAUCUACAACCCUGCAACUUUGUACAGAGAAACACAAUCAGCUCUUUCUGCAUGUGCUGGUCAAAUCCAAACCCAGAGAACAGAAGCGCUUUCUAAGAAUGAACAAACAUGUGAAAUAGGAUGUUUUGUGUAGAUAAAGCAUUCUUGUUACAUACUGGUCAAUUUGUGAUAUGUUUUAACUUAUUGUCUGUGCUUAUUUAUGGACUUUGGUUUUCUUAAUAAAUGUUUGAGCUAAUAUAAAGCAUAUUAUUUGACUUUUCCGGACAAGUUUAUAUCAAGUUAAAUGUAAAUGGAUAAAAUAAAAUCAUUUUCCGUAUGUGACACA